AUGUUAGAUGAUAAAAUUAAUAUUAUAAUGAAAAUAGUGAAAUUUACUUUACUUUAUUGUCUAUUACUUUUUUCAGAAUACAAUAAAGAUAAACUACCAGCUCUAACUCUCAUUCUUCAAUCUUUAAGUCGAUCGGCAUGGCAAUCAUGGGAAUCUGUCACUAUUAUUCCAUGUUUGACAAAAAAUCGACUUUCGAUUCAUUUGCUUCAUCGUCAAGCAUGUCUUAAUAAUCAAAGUAUAUAUAUCGAUCCUGAAUCAGGACUACAAGUUCUCACUCGAUAUGCUCAUUUACAACGAGGAAAAUGUUGUGGUAAUCAAUGUCGUCAUUGUCCAUAUGGUCAUAUAAAUGCUGAAAUUAAUUUUAGUCGACCUCAAAAAAUAUUUAAUACAUCAUAUUAUGAAUGA
Molecule: messenger RNA, 405 nt
Organism: Rotaria sp. Silwood1
Lineage: Eukaryota; Metazoa; Rotifera; Eurotatoria; Philodinida; Philodinidae
Source: the annotation of a GenBank genome assembly